Molecule: messenger RNA, 1650 nt
Organism: Neoarthrinium moseri
Lineage: Eukaryota; Fungi; Ascomycota; Sordariomycetes; Amphisphaeriales; Apiosporaceae
Exons: 4
Coding region: 1-1650 (549 amino acids)
Molecular function (GO): oxidoreductase activity
Source: RefSeq, a predicted model, not a curated record
AUGGAUGCUUACUCGAUAUCCUUCACUAGCUCGUCUAGCCGCAGCUCUUCGCGUAUCUGGCAGGACCUGAAGACCUGUCGCUUCCACACCACCGUCGAAAUAGAAUCCGAUGCCAUGUCGCAGGCACAGAGCAUAGUAUCCAAACUUAGUAAACGCCGCCUUGCGGACCCAAGCCGAAAGCCUCAUGUCGGGGUUGUUGGAGCUGGGCUAGCCGGCUUGAGAUGCACCGACAUCCUCCUCAAGCAUGGAUUUGAAGUCACAAUCAUAGAGGCUCGGAAUCGCCUAGGCGGACGGGUGCAUCAAGCAAGGCUUCCCAGUGGACAUCUGGUCGACUGUGGACCGAAUUGGAUCCAUGGCACCUCUGACAACCCCAUCCUGGAUAUCGCCAAGGAGACUGGUACUGCAAUUAGUAACUGGGAUACGAACUCCUACGUCUUUAACGAAGAUGGCGAGCUCCUCGUUUUGGCAGAUGGGGAGAUCUACUCCACGAUGAUGUGGGAUAUCAUACAGGAUGCCUUCGCCCACAGCAACAAGAACUCGGCAACCAUCAGCCCAGACGAGAGCCUCUGGGAUUUCUUCCAGAAAGAAGUCGCCAGGCGUAUACCGGAAAAUAAACCCGACUUUGACAAGAAACGACAGUUCGUCUUGCAGAUGGCGGAGAUGUGGGGUGCUUUCGUUGGGAGCCCAGUUUUCACACAAAGCCUCAAAUUCUUCUGGUUAGAAGAGUGUAUUGAAGGAGAGAACCUUUUCUGCGCUGGCACGUACCAAAAGAUCCUUCAGUCGAUCGCGAAAACCGCACUCGAUGGCGCACGUUUUCGAUAUUCGACAAAAGUCACAGAUGUGAAGACCACGAACGACGACGGUGCCAAAUUAUCAGUACUCACCGAAGGCGGAGAGUCGAUGGAGUUUGACGAGGUCGUCUUCACAGCGCCUUUGGGCUGGCUGAAGAGUCACCCGAAGACCUUCAGCCCGGCCUUGCCUCUAAGAUUGACCAAAGCGAUCAAUAGUAUCGGCUACGGCUGCCUCGAAAAGGUUUAUAUCAGCUUUCCCAAGGCCUUUUGGUUAGAACCCGACUCUCGCGGACGCGUAGUUCAAGGAUUCUGCCAAUGGCUUGCUCCAAAUUAUGCCCCCGAGUCAAAUCCCAAGCAGUGGAAUCAAGAAGUGGUUGAGCUCGCAUCGUUGACAGCAUCAACCUCCCACCCCACACUGCUGUUUUACACUUACGGCGACCAGUCUCGAUACAUUACUCAGCAUGUCGCAAGCCUCCCAACCCAGGAGAAGCGGGAUGCGUUCCUAUACGAAUUUUUCAAACCGUACUACUCCCGGAUGCCACAUUACGAUGCGUCCGCCCCUGAUUGCCAGCCCGUGGCAGCGUUCUCCACGGACUGGCUACGCGACGAGCUUGCGGGGAAUGGCAGCUACAGCAACUUCCAGGUCGGGCUGGAGGAGGGCGACCAGGACAUUGCCAUCAUGCGCGAGGGUUUGCCGGAGAGGGGUCUCUGGUUUGCAGGCGAGCACACGGCCCCUUUCGUGGCACUCGGAACCGCAACGGGCGCGUACUGGUCUGGUGAGUCCGUGGGGAAACGGAUUGCUGAGGCGUACGGGAGGAGGAUUGAUGGCAACGUGGACGUCACCGCGGCUUUAGACUGA